CACCGGAUAUUACGUUAUCGCAACGCGUUAUUCUUGUACUCGCCACACUGACAACUGCUGCAAGAAUUACACUGUUCAUCAGUUCAUGUUGGGUGGAGGUAGGAAAGUUUCUGGAAGACUCUUCCAAUUCAGCUGUCUUGGCUGUAACAUCUCUUUCAAAACCAGCACAUUUUAUCAUAGUGCCAAGCUUCCUACUUCACAUCAUUGCUCUUUCCCAGUUUCACCUCAUUCCUUUCUCGCGUCUCCUUCGGAUUAUUCUUCUUUUCAACGCACUGUUCAACCAACAUCCUAUUUUCCUUUGAUCAGGUCAGAUAAAAUUAUUCGCUACUUUUCCUAUCUCACCCAUCCUGCUGAAGAAAUGGAUUUAAAGAAAGUGCUUGAUGUUCUAGAGCAGCUUGCUCCACUGUCUUUGGCUGAACCAUGGGAUAAUGUUGGCCUGUUGGUGGAGCCCAGCAAACCACGUCCCAUCAAAACAAUCCUGCUGACUAAUGACCUGACAGCGGCUGUUAUGGAUGAAGCUGCGAUGAUAAAUUGUGACCUGAUUAUUUCAUAUCACCCACCGCUUUUUCGACCUUUCAAGCGCUUGGUGCAGAAGGACUGGAAGCAGAAAUUGGCUGUCAGAGCAAUAGAGGGUGGCAUUGCAGUUUUUUCUCCACACACCUCAUGGGACAGCAUUAAAGGUGGUCUAAAUGAUUGGCUUGUUGAAGGAAUGGGAAGUGGGCAAGUAUCGGUAUUAAGACAAGCCUACUCUAGCGCUCAAGACAAACACAGACUUGAAUUCUCAUUGUUGAAUGAUGAAGAACUAGACAGCCUUUUGGCACAGCUCAGAUGCAUAGAGGGCAGUGAAACCUUUCAGUUAUCUACAGUAAAAAAUGAGGUUGGAGGACAGCAGGUAAAUCUAACCUGUCCAAGUUCAGCUUUAACUGCUGUUGUUCAGAAUUUGGUUUCAAAUCAACAUGCCAGCAAAUCUCUAAAUGUUACACAAGUCCAACAGCCUCCUUUGUUAGGCUGUGGUCAAGGACGACUUAGUGUUCUGCAUGAGCCGGCGGCUCUUGCUGUAGCAGUACAGAAAAUGAAAACUCAUCUUGGUUUACCCCACUUGAGACUUGCUCUGGGGGACCAGCAAACGUUAGAGUCUAUGGUGAAGACGGUUGCUGUAUGCGCAGGGUCUGGAGGUUCAGUCUUACAGGGUUCGAAAGCAGAUCUCUACAUCACAGGUGAGAUGUCCCAUCAUGAGGUUCUAGAUGCUGUUGCCAAAGGCACAAGUGUGAUUCUCAGUGACCAUAGCAACAGUGAAAGAGGCUACCUGUCCGUAUUCAAAGAGAAACUGAUGGAAAAACUGGGUCACACGGUUAGCGUAGUCAUCUCUGAAAGCGAUAGAGAUCCGCUGCAGGUAGUGUGAUGUCAUCCAGUUUUACACAGGGUGCUUGCUAUGCAUGUGUAAAUCAGAAAUCAUAAUAUUGCACUUCUAUGCAAUAACCUUCAUUUUGUAAUUGUUACAUUGCAGUUUUCCUACUUGCCAUCAUAAAAAAAUCUAUUUAUAGUUCUUUUUAAAUGUACUGUAAAUGUAUUUAGUUAUCAAAUGGUAAGAAAGUGUUAAGUGUGCUUUUAAAUGUCUAAUAAACAGUAGGAGGUAGAGGGGGAGGGUGUUUUUCCAAGUAGUUUGAUAGCAGGGUGGGAUAGUCAGUCAUAACACCUGUGGCUCCCAUUGAAAACGCAGCUGCCAUGUCACUCUCCUCAUUGCACACAAGCAGCUGCACCUGAGACAGAAAUGAAAAGAUUUUGCUUUGGAUUAGAUUUACGAUUCAUGUGCAACAUUUUUUGCUUUGUGCUACAAAACAUGCUCACCUGUAUACCCCUCUUGACUAAGUGCUCCAACAAAGAUUUCCGCAUAGUCAACCUGAAUAAAGCAUCAGAAAAAGCGA
Messenger RNA from Paramisgurnus dabryanus, 1925 nucleotides. It is a transcript of the gene nif3l1, whose product is annotated as NIF3 NGG1 interacting factor 3-like 1 (S. cerevisiae). Gene Ontology annotation, cellular component: cytoplasm; mitochondrion. The record is from RefSeq and is a predicted model, not a curated record. NCBI's taxonomy places the organism in Eukaryota, Metazoa, Chordata, Actinopteri, Cypriniformes, Cobitidae.